GGAGGAGAGGAGAAUGGACCGACGUCAGUUAGUUAGUGAGUGGGAGUGUGCGUGUGCGUGCGUGCGUGUGUGUGUGUGUGUGUGUCCUGCAGAGAGGAAGCAGGCUCAGUGACUGAGCGGUAGGAGAGAGAGCAGGACUCACCCCCGGGAAGAGACGAUGCGUUUAAAAAACAAAGGAACAGAUUCCUCUUCACUCGCUGCUGCACAAACCUGCACACACCGACUGACCGUCUCCUCUUCAGAUGAAACCAUGGCUGAGGGGAGCUGCUUUGGUGCAUUGUAGUUGUUUAGGAUGACCAGAGCUGAAUCUUGCGUCACAGAGGGAGAGGGGCACAGCGAAGAAGAAAGAAUCGGUGGAGGAGGGAAAACAUCUGCUCGGAGAGGAUAAGAUCAGCAGCCCAUCUGGAUCUGAACAGGGAACCUACUGGACCUCUCUCUGUGGAAGGAAAGGAAUUUCCGUCACUUCUGAGGAGCUGUAACAGACUUUAAAAGUUUUAUUUUUCUCAAUCACUGGUUGUUGCCGUUUCAAGAGGGGUCAGCGUCAUGUGCCAUGUCAUUGUAACGUGCCGCUCCAUGCUCUGGACACUGCUCAGUAUUGUGGUGGCCUUUGCUGAGCUCAUCGCCUUCAUGAGUCCUGAUUGGCUGCUGGGUGUCCCCCGCUCUGACUUCAGUGUGAGUGGUGCGGGAGUGGAUUCUGGGGAGUACCGGCCGUCGCUCGGUCUCUACAGCCGCUGCCUGCAGGUCAGGGCGCGGGGGGUGAGCUGUGGGCCCUACGCCGGGACGUUUGGGGAAGUGGCCAGUGGCUUCUGGAAGGCUGCCAUGUUGUUUCUGGCUGCAGGGACGUUGGUGCUGGGGUGCGUGGCCUUUGUCUCCAUCUUCAGCUUGUGUUUUCAGAGCAUCCUGAAGAAGAGCAUAUUCAACAUCUGUGGGCUGCUCCAGGCUAUUGCAGGCCUGCUGCUGAUGGUGGGCCUCAUGCUGUACCCUGCCGGUUGGGGUUCAGAGAAGGUCAUCAGCUACUGUGGCUCUGAGGCCUCACCCUUCAGGCCGGCUCUGUGCUCGCUCGGCUGGGCAUUCUACGCUGCGAUAGGAGGAACGCUGGCAACCUUCCUAUGCUCCGUUCUGUCCGCGCAGGCUGAGAUCGCCACCUCCAGCGAUAAGGUUCAGGAGGAGAUCGAGGAGGGGAAGAGUCUGAUAUGCCUGCUCUGAGCCUUCAGCAUCGUUGGGACGACAUCCUUCGCUGUAAUAGAGUGACUGUCCUCGCGAAUCAGCUGAUUGUUGAAAAGAGGAAAGGCUUGGUAACAGCUUUUCAAAAUAUUAGGUGGUGUACUCACUUGCUGAAGCCUACCCGAGGCCAAGAACGUCACCCAUAUGCUUAUUCUGUGUUUUCUUUUUUCGUUUUUUGUUUAUUUUUUACCAAGAUACUGUUUAUUUUUGUAAUAAUUCUCGCCUUAAACAAACCACUGUACUAGAAUAGCAGGAGAUACGCAUGUGCUGUUGUGGACAGGUUCAACACUGCUGCCAGUAAAACAGUGUGUAGGAUUGUAAAGUCAUUAAAAUGUUCAUUUACACGGUUCACCUGUAAACCUCAACAAACCACUGAAUACUAGCAGAUGUGCCCACGACAGAAAACCCCCAACAAUGUGUGUGUGUGUUUGUGUGUGU
Paralichthys olivaceus (Japanese flounder) is the source of this 1662-nucleotide messenger RNA. RefSeq names its product LHFPL tetraspan subfamily member 2a protein-like. The record is from RefSeq and is a predicted model, not a curated record. NCBI's taxonomy places the organism in Eukaryota, Metazoa, Chordata, Actinopteri, Pleuronectiformes, Paralichthyidae. Gene Ontology annotation, cellular component: membrane.